AUGUCCCACAGCUGGAGUUCUCAAAGGUCCUGGAGAGAUUGGAACUCUUGGACAGGUUCAGAUUGGGCUUGGAACCCUUCGUCACGGUCGUUUCACACUUGGGACUGGGACUCCUCGCACUGCCAAGAGCGGGCUCAUGACGUUGCGGACGCUGCCAAGGAGAGGAUUGAUCAGGAAGUUGGACUCAAAAGUCACUCACCGGAUGCAGGUGAUCAAGAACCAGAUCCCCAAGAACCACCGGAGGAGCCCUUUGGUGAAGCAGUGGCUUCGAAGGUGAGUUUUCCAAUUCACAGCUCCGACUCCACAUCACUGAAGUGGCAAGCUGGAUUUACCGAAAGGAGUUCGUCACAGCCUUUGAAAGGCAAAGAGUUCAAUGACUUGAUCCUGGAGAAGGCCAGUGCUGGCGAGAUCCUGGAGCUUUUGGACAGCAGACUAUUGGAGUUCAGUGUGGUGAACGCCGUGACAGCUCUUCAUCGUAUUGCCAAGGCAACUGAUGGGCAGCAGUGGAGAAGAGACCCAAGGAUCCACUACCUGAACAGAAGGCUCGUCAACAUGUUCACGAGCUCCAAGAAGGAUGAAAUGGAAAGGAAAGAGAUGAAAGAGACCGGGCGAUGGGUGCCCAGCGAUGACUGGGUUUACUAUAUUGACACCCGCUCUUUGUGCAAUGCUGCCUGGGCAUUUGCACAUUUGGCUUUACGACACGAUCAAAUGCUGGAGAUCAUUUCUGAAGAGAUGUGCCACAAGAUUUCUGAUUGCAGUGCCCAGCAGCUGUCUAUGUGCGCCUGGUCAUUUGCGAAGAUGGCCAGAAAGGACUUCCAAUUGAUGCAGACCUUGGCAGACGAGGCGCAGCCUAGGCUCUCUGAAUUUUCUCCACAGCAUUUGAUGACGACCGUUUGGGCGUGUGCAAAGCUUGCAUUUCUUCAUGUUCGGUUGCUGCUGGCAAUCGCCAAUGUUUCCUGCAAGCGGCUCCAGGACUUUACACCUCAGCACCUGUCGAUCACCGCCUGGGGCAUGGCCACCUUGGCCUUUCGCCAUUUGCCGCUGAUGGAUGCCAUCACUGCCGAGGCCCAAGCCACAUUGCGUGCAUUCAAACCGCAGAACAUUGCCAAUACGGCAUGGGCAUUUGCAACGUUGGGACUUCCAAAUGAGCCUUUUUUUGCCCAGCUUGCCAAGCACUCCGACCAAAAACUGCCGCAGUUUACUCCGCAGAACCUUUCCAACUUGGUGUGGUCCUUUGCAACGCUCCGUUUGAGGUGCGAUUCACUCUUCACUUCUGCGGCAGCCGCAUUCUGCUCCAAGGUGGCAGAGUUCGAUCCUCAAGCCCUAUCGAUGAUGGCAUCAACCUAUGCCAGCUUAAAGUUGUCUUUCCCGUCGGUGUUCCAGGCAACCCAAGCUGCGGCCUUGAAGCGGUUGGAAACCUUCCAGGCCAGGGACUUGCAAGCUUUGGCCUUGGGCUUGGUGGAAGGCGAGAGCGUGGACAUCCCCGUGGAAGCCCUGGCCAGGCGUUCUUUGGCCUUGUUUCCGGAGCUGAACUCUUUGGACGUGGGGAACCUUUCACGUGCCUUCGUCAUGCUGCGGUAUCAAGACCUUGCAAGUAAUUCUCACGCUCUCCUGGAUGCGCUUGAAGAACAAGCGCUGGUGCUACUCAAUGAAGGGAGCGUUCCGAGUCAAGCCCUAGCUGACUUUGCAUAUUCAUUUCCUGGUCGCCUUCAGGCCACUUUGGCCCAGGAGGUUCAGCGGAAGUUGGUUCGGCACGACUUGCGGCAUCUCGUAGCAUUGGAGGAGUGGAUCAAUGAUGAUUGCAAAGAGGUGCUCCAGGAACGAUUGGGUUGUGUGAUCUACCACAUCCUCCAAGUGCUGCCGACCACCCCAGAUGGAUGGCGGAGUGAAGACUACCAGCAAUUGAUUUUGGGCUUGAAGGUGACAGACUUUGGUGAGGCAGCCACUACCUUUCUUUUGUCCAAGUGCGGAAUUCGUGCCCGUUUGAUCUCCAAUGUCGGCAUGAGAGCUUGCCCAUCACAUGCACGCCUUUCUGGGAUGUUGAGUUUGGUCCGAGAGGGGCAGCAAAUGGACCCUUUCUUCAGCAACCUGCAGCCAGUCCGGCAGCUGCGCAUUGGGCCCUUGCUGGAUCGGGCUUCUUGUUGUGUUUUCCAGAUCAUGGAAGCGGCACUAGCCCUUCUACCCAACGACACCGGGCGCCUGUGCUUAGCGCUCCACGGGACUCCCUGUGUCUCUUGCGUUGGUGCGUUAAUACAAUUCAAGCAGUUAAAGCCUGAUAUUGACUUGGAGGUGUUGAUGGAGAGGCGUUUGCAGAUGAACAGAUGUGAUUAA
Molecule: messenger RNA, 2331 nt
Organism: Durusdinium trenchii
Lineage: Eukaryota; Dinophyceae; Suessiales; Symbiodiniaceae
Source: the annotation of a GenBank genome assembly